AUUGUCAGCACUGAUAUCGCAGCAUCGGUCGAAAAUAUUUACUACGCGCCGGGAGAUGCGUGGCGAUGAUGCACGCGUGUCGAGUCGGAUAACCACGAUCGUUCAGUUUUCACUUCGAUACGCGAGACGAGUUCGCGAAUGAGUUCCCACAUACAUAGCGACGCUAGAGGAGCGUAGUUUUUUCGUUAGCCCCCCGUGUUCCGGAUGUCGGACGCCGUGUGGUGAACGACAGGUGAAGAACACUGGUCGCCUCGCGUGAACAGCGACGAGCAGCAUCUUCGGCGGAUCCAAGCGUAAUCGGGAGCGCGCGCGGAGUGGCCUCUCUCUCUCGAGCAUAAAUGGCACUGCUAUUCACCAGCAUGUGGGACUCGACAUUGCUCCUGAACACCCUAACCCCAAAGUUCUACGUCGCCCUCACCGGCACGUCAUCCCUCAUCUCCGGCCUGAUUCUCAUCUUCGAGUGGUGGUACUUCAGGAAGUAUGGCACCUCGUUCAUCGAGCAGGUGUCGCUCAAUCACAUCUCGCCGUGGAUCGGCGGCGGUGACAGCAAUAACGACGGCAAUGGUACGAGCCUCAGCGGGGGCUCCGGAGGCUCCUCGAGUCACCAAAAUGUGCCCGAGUGUAAGGUCUGGCGCAAUCCGAUCAAUCUUUUUAGGGGUGCGGAGUAUCAGAGGUUUUUCUGGGCCACCAACAAGGAGCCUCUCACAUACUACGACAUGAACUUGUCUGCACAGGAUCAUCAGACGUUCUUCACCUGCGAAGGUGACACCGGUAAAGCAGAGUACGAGAUCAUGCAAACAGCAUGGAGAGAGCGUAAUCCAAUGAUGAGAAUACAAGCUGCACACAAUGCUCUCGAUCGUAAUCCCGAUUGUGCACCAGCUUAUAUUCUUCUUGCCGAGGAAGAGGCCACCACCAUCGUCGAGGCGGAGAAGAUUCUCAAGCAAGCACUGAAGGUAGCUGAGAACAAUUACAGAAAGUCGCAAAAUACCCAACAUCAAGGUUCCAUAGCCGAGGCGAUACACAGGAGGGAUACAAAUGUGUUGAUUUACAUAAAACGAAGACUGGCGAUGUGCGCGAGGAAAUUGGGGAAGCUCAAGGAGGCGGUGAAGAUGUUUCGCGAUCUCACGAAGGAGGUGCCCCCGAUCAUGAAUGUGCUGAAUAUUCACGAGAACUUGAUCGAAACCCUGCUAGAGAUGCAGGCGUACGCGGACGUGCAGGCUGUGCUAGCCAAAUACGACGACAUAAGCCUGCCGAAAUCGGCAACCAUCUGCUACACAGCAGCGCUGCUGAAGGCACGCCUGGUGGCGGACAAGUUCUCGCCCGACAUUGCCAGCAAGCGCGGUCUGACCACAGCCGAAAUGUCGGCGGUGGAAGCGAUCCAUCGGGCAGUGGAAUUCAAUCCUCAUGUACCCAAGUAUCUCCUUGAGAUGAAACCGCUCAUCCUCCCGCCCGAGCACGUGCUAAAGCGCGGUGACUCCGAAGCGAUUGCAUACGCGUUCUUCCAUCUGGCACAUUGGAAGCAGAUCGAGGGUGCCCUGAAUCUGCUUCACUGUACCUGGGAGGGCACGUUUAGGAUGUUGCCCUAUCCGCUCGAGCGUGGGCAUUUGUUCUACCCGUAUCCGACGUGCACCGAAUGCGCCGACCGGGAACUCCUGCCAUCGUUUCACGACGUCAGCGUCUACCCGAAGAAGGAAUUACCUUUUUUCAUCCUCUUCACCGCCGGUUUGUGCUCGUUCACCGCGUUACUAGCACUGCUGACUCACCAGUACCCGGACACCAUGGGCGUAGUCGCCCGUUCGAUGCUCGCCUGGUUCUCUCAUCCGUUUUAUUACCUUCUUGACAAGCUAGCUAUCUUGCCCUCUAACUUAUUACAACAGCUCUCUAGAAUAUAAGGCUGUAUUUCCAUAUGAUCUCCAUUAACUUAAGACUUAUUGUGAUACUUGCGAUAUACUUAUUGCUUUCUACCGUCUUAGGCGUAUGUUAGGUAUGCGUGUAAAAAUUCUAAUUUACAAUUUUAUCGUGACUGAUACCAUAAUGAUAUCUCGUAGCGAUGAUUGUGUUUAUGUGCCGUUAAGUUUAAUUUUUUGAAACAAUAUAAUAGUAACAAGAAUUUUCGAUGGUAUCAUUUUUGUUACAUAUUAUAUGCAUAAUAUAUUGUAUAAUAGAUAUUAUAUAAUAUACAUAUACAUAUUUUAUAUGUAUAUAUAUUAUAUAUUAUUAUAUUAUAUAUGAUGCAUUAUUAAACAAUCGCUCUAUCACGAUUACUGAUAAGCGAUUACAAAUUUAUGCGAGAUGACAGUUGUGGGUGCUAAAUAAAUUCUCUUUGUUUUAUCGCA
Molecule: messenger RNA, 2336 nt
Organism: Monomorium pharaonis (pharaoh ant)
Lineage: Eukaryota; Metazoa; Arthropoda; Insecta; Hymenoptera; Formicidae
Product: protein ST7 homolog
Exons: 2
Coding region: 339-1892 (517 amino acids)
Molecular function (GO): protein binding
Source: RefSeq, a predicted model, not a curated record